AUGCUGGCCGCUCUGAAGCUGCUCAGGUGCCGCGGAUUUGCCUCUAUCAUCCAACCGGCUUUCAGACGAGGUCAAGCAGCGGUUACUGGAGCGUGUCGAUCUACGGACAAGCAACGUCACACUCGCAAGAUUUCUUUCAUUUCGCUGCAAGUGUGGCUCCAAGUGCGGGCGGGUUCGGCGGUCUCCGAACACUCAAAGCGCUACCCGCAGAUCCGUGAGCUUGUUCGCCAGGCAUGUUCACACGCUUUUGUUCGGACCAAGAGCGCUGUAUCGGGAGAGCCGUCUGGUCUGCUCACCCCGAUAGGUCUGCACCCGACUCACAGCCUGCAGCACAACACAACCUCGAGCAUCAAAGAUACGAGCAAUCGACGGAAUCUAUUAGGCAAGGUGAAUGAAAACUCGGAACGACAAUGA
Pseudozyma hubeiensis SY62 is the source of this 414-nucleotide messenger RNA. Its product is annotated as transcriptional activator protein. The transcript has a single exon. NCBI's taxonomy places the organism in Eukaryota, Fungi, Basidiomycota, Ustilaginomycetes, Ustilaginales, Ustilaginaceae. The record is from RefSeq and is a predicted model, not a curated record. The coding region runs from base 1 to 414 and encodes 137 amino acids.